GGUGACAGAAGAGGUGGCUGAGAAUCAGAAGGAUGGGAAGGCUGAUUCAACGCUGUGUCAGACUCGGAGACAAGAAACGAGAGAGAAUAUCAGCCCAAGGGAGACGUGGGCCGUCUUAUAGCAACUCGUUAUCUCCCUUGAGAUCUCGACAGCUGGUACGAACUAUUAGGCAGAUCCUUUCAGAUCAGCAAGAUACGAGGAAGCUGCAAUCGCGUUGUGGCCUAUUUCGAACUUCGGAACCGUCGCCGGCGAAUUGCAUCCCUGUUGAUCGCGGAUUAAACCGGUGGUACGUCGAAAAAAGGGCAUUCGUGGAGGUGGUCCCGGAGAUUUUAGUGGAGGACUACGGCUUUAGGAUAUCGUGGAGGGCUGGAGAUACGGUGCCGUCAGUGGUGGAGUGGAUGAGGACAGUAAAGCCGGCGUGGACCGCGGAUAACCUCGGCAGGCGUGGCAUGACAAUCAGGGCACCCACACAGAGCAAUACGGAGUCGACACAUCUGGACCUGUCCAGAAUGCUGACGGCCCCUAAGCUCAGCGCACACAGUUCCCAGGGUGGGGUAAUGUUCGCCCUCCUCAAUACGGGGUCCAAUAUGACCUGUGGAGAGGAGAGUGAAGGUUUUCUGGGCUCAGUAAGAAGAUAGUGGAGGAAUCGUUAUGACUGGACAUGCUGACGAUUUGUGUCACUGACUGUUAUAAACUGCGCCAAUCAAGAUGGUAGGGAAAAGGCCAGCAUAGCAGGUUUCCGCCCGUGUUGUUGGCCACAGAACAGCCUGGAUUCUUGUCUCCCACUCGCGAUACGCACCAUCAGCUUAUGGUGAAGGUGUCCCAGCCGGUGCCAACACGAAUUUUUCUCCAGGCAAGGUUACACAGCAUAUGGGACGGAACGGAAGGAGUCGGACAGGUCGUCGAGCGACUGGCCCCAUAGGUGUCUCGCAGCGUCAGAGACAUGAAUGGUUGCUCUUGGUACGGACGCGCUGCUGGUUUCCAUCGGUCCGACAGUGGGCGUGUCCCUCCGAGGCAGGUCGAGCCAAAUUAUACAGAUAGCAGCUCAACCAUGAUAAUGGACCUAUCGGGUACAAUUAGCGAUGCGCGACUGACCUUCGACGAACUCGACAUCAAGACACUCACGCGUGGGAUGUUAGCCAUGGUCCUAUGCAUACAAUAUGUACACGAAGAAGGGUCAAAAUGCGCAGCAAAGCCCUGCAAGCGACGCAGUUCUCUUGUCAGAGGCGGUGCUUGGCGUCAUGUGACUUCACGUGAUCUUUCUGUUCCUAUUCAUCGCGUCCUCCAUCUCCAUCUCCAUCUUAAUCUUAUAUAUCUGCGCCGGAAUCGUUUUGCACACGGGGCGAACGACACUCACGCCUUACCCAGAGAUAUUCUCCCAUACACAUACUUAUACUGAUUUCUUCCAACUGGCUAGUACAGGAUUACCUCCUGGCUUACCGUGCAUACUUGCCCGACUUACUACGUCCUACACGGCUGCGAGAGCGACAGAGAGCCUGCUACAAGCGCUGCUCUCAAUCUUCGUCCAGCACCCGGUGCUCGUAUGCACGGAACAUUUGCAAAACAGUUGUUCACGCGAAUGUGGUACACUAAAAGAAGCAGGGAGUUGUUGUUGUGUACUGUGCUAAUGCGGCAUAAUGGCCAAUAUCACAUCGUUCCUCAAAAGCACCCGCACUUCGCACGGUUAAUGUGUUCCACAUCAACUCCCCGCUCACCCCGUUCAGUCUCUCAUUUCGCGCUUACCGCUACCCGUGGUCGAUCAUUCUAUGGAUGGGUGUAAGAGCCUCAACUUUGACACGGGCCAAGCCAGCAGGGGGGAGGUCGUGCCGCACCUAGCGUCCAAGGUUCUGCGCUUCGUCAAUAGCCAUUUUCAGGUCAUGCUUAGGUUGCUGAGAAACCUGGUGGCAUUCAAUGCUACCUAAGGCAUGUCUAUAAGGGGCCUCGUACGGCAACCCUGAGUCAUUGCAGCUACCCUUGGCCCGCGCACUGAAUUGAAAUCCCGUGAGCGUUGCGUUAUGCACGAUAUUCCCCGGAACCGGCGGAUGCUAUGAUGGGUGGUGCCUUCCAUGCUAUGAUGUUUCGUGGCUGCACAGGUGUUCUGAUGCUCAAGAGUGUCUCUAGCUUGCGGAUUUGAUCGUUCGCAGUAGCGUUUCCGCGCUCCUGGUGGAGACGCAGAAGCAGAUUAUGGAUAUCAGGUUUGCUGAACGACCAUUUGACCGUGCUAACUCCCUUGUCCAAGCUGUGGUUAUUCAAGGUUGACUGCAGGUUUUGAAUCAGCCUCCUGAGUUAUCACCUCAAUACUCGAUACGAAGCAACCUAUUUAGUCAAGCGUCAUCGACGAAGAAGGGGAGGGAAUCGACCCUUUGGCCUUACUUUUUCAACGGACUCGUGCGCAAGAGCGCAGGGUGAAGCUGCUACAGCCGCGCAUAUAAAAUGGAUUCCUUUCUCAGAGAGACUUACCGAUUGCUAUUGUGGUUUGGUGUGCAUCCCAUCGUCACGUCGUUUCUUUUCGUCCAUGGUUUUUAUUGUACUGCAACUUUUGGCGGCAAAUCCAUUUGACUGGCAUCCCUGAUAUCAACUUCAAUGUGUCGCGUGGUGACUACAACUUACACUCAGUGCGGCUGUACAAGAAGUAUCCGCCACAACUGUUCUGCCAUUGGAACUCCCCUGUGCACCGUUCAGCACGUUACUUCGAAGCCGGUCAACGGGAAAUGUCCUGUUCAUUCCUAGCAGAUACAAAGUUCCACAGGCAUUUCCACCAGGCUGGUAAGGUCCCUGUUUGAUAAUCGUUCUUACUUUUGACAGUUCAUUGCCUCACCAGAGACCUGAGCCUGGGGGAUUCAAGAUAUCCGCAGCGACAUGAUGGCCCUGGAGCUGUUGCUCUUGCACUCGCAUUGAAGCUCAGAAUUCUUGACACCUGUUUGAUACGCUAUAGCAUUGUCACGAACGUGGGCGGUUGGCGUGGCAUACUGAGUAACCACACUGGCUGUGGUUCUUCUUUUUGAAUGAUGGAUUUAUAUUUUGACAGAAGCAGAGGACCAGUCUCUGAUAAUUG
This is a messenger RNA of Exophiala dermatitidis NIH/UT8656, 3055 nucleotides long. RefSeq lists its product as uncharacterized. Bases 33 to 638 code for a protein of 201 amino acids. Lineage: Eukaryota; Fungi; Ascomycota; Eurotiomycetes; Chaetothyriales; Herpotrichiellaceae. The transcript has a single exon. The record is from RefSeq and is a predicted model, not a curated record.